CUGGUCGCAUCGCGCCUGAGGGCGUGGUAGGGCCGUUUCACCGGACAUCGGCCAUGUCGCUUCAUGGCUGCAAAUGACUGGCUGGAUGCCUUACCUGGUGCGGUGCCGACGCCGGCGGCCACAAAUAUCGAUGAGAUCCGGCAGAUGGUGGCGGACCUUGGCGCCAGCUCCCGACCAGACGGCGCGGAUCGAGGCGCCCCAGAGACCGCGUGGAAGCUUCCGCAGCUCAAGCCGGACACCCCGUCCAAGAGCAAGCUCCCGAGCUCCGCAGGCGCCGCGAAGAAGUGGAGGGCCACCUACGAGCUCACCGCGGCCAUCAAGAAGGGCGCCACGCUGCGCAGCUUGGCCGCGCUCUCCGGCGUGGCCAAGGUGGCGGCGGAGGCGGAGAUGCCGCAGCUGGCGGCUGCGCUGCCGCCCCGAGGGACGACCACCUCGGGGCCAAGACCAAUGACAGGCGCCUUCAAGCGGAUGGGCACCGGCGGCCCAAAGAAUGUGGGGAAGCUGCUGCUGCUGGGCAACGGCCAGGGCGACCUCGGCGACCCCCUAGGCAUGACGCUGCCGCCGCCCAAUCCGCCCGGUGGGCCCAACCCGCCGCCCGCCGAGCGCGACCGCGGCGCCGACAGCCGCAUGGCGGCCACGUUCCCCUCGCCCUUGGCGAAGAAGAUGAGAAGCGUACUGCAGCGCAUACGCUCGCAGGAACCCUCGUCGGCGCUGAAGCGUAUGGCCGAACGUCAGGAGGAGCCAGAGGUGCCCAAAGCGGAGGCACCACCUGAGGCCUCGGCCCCCGCGUUUGCGGCGGAUGCGGCGGUUGCGAGCGCUGGAUGGAAGCCGCUGGCUGCAAACCUCAACGGCCUACAGCCUGCGCCGGAGGUGCUGUCGCCCCCCUCGCCCUUGCCGCCCCAUCCGGACGAUCUAGAAGAGGCCAGCCAUGAAGAUCUGAGCGAGCGGCCGGUCGCCUUGCCACUGCCACACAUCCCCACGGGCUGGCAGAAGAAGGAGGGGGAGGCGGUGGCUCAGAUGAGCGCCCGCCUCGGCCGCCGCCUCAGCGAGCGCCGCGUGUCCGACGCGGAGAAGCCGCCCAGGGCGCGGCGAAUGAGCGAGCGCCGCCUCAGCAAAGCCGAGGAGCGGAGGCUCUCCUUCCUUCAGAACCGGGCGGCCGCUGGCGCGGCGCCGGCGCCGAAGCCGUCGGAGCCCUUGGCUUCGAACCGCUUGGCAGGGAUGGUGCUGGAGCUCCAGGUCCAAAAGCCCCCGCCGGGCAGGCGGGCCUCCAUGCGCGCCACGGAGCCGGUGAAGCCCAACAUGUGGCAGAUGUCGGAGGAUCUGCCGUCGCCCAUGGCAUCCCCAAGGGCGGCGCCCGUGGGGAAGACGGAGCUGGGCUCCAAGUGGAAGCAGCUGAACAAGCGCAUCAAGGACGCCAAGGAGUCCAAGGAGGCCGUCCCGGAAGGCGCGCGCCGCAACUCCAUGGAGCUGCAGCCGGCGCCGCCGGAGAAGGCCCCGGAGGAGGAAGCGGAGCCCAGCGUGCCCAAGCUGGCGGAGGCGCUGGUGAAGUACUUCGGGUCCCUGGGCCGUGCCUUCGAGCACUGGGACUUCGCCAAGAAAGGCAAGUUCACGCGCGCACAGUUCUAUGCUGGCUGCGCCAGUGUGAGGCUGAACUUUCGGCAGAUCUCUGGGGUCACGGAGCGUGACAUCUUCAAGCGGAUGGAGGAGGCAGAGGCGGAGGGGCCCAAGGAUUCCGUGACCCGGGAGAAGUGGGACAAAUUCUUCGAGGGGGUGCUGCAAGGUACGCAGGAGGCCGAGCUGCUCACGGCAGACAUGGGGUCAGAGGUGGAGAAGCGGCUGGAGGAGCGGCGCAAGGAGCGCAACCUGAAGAAGGUCGGGGAGGAGCCAACGCCCACCGUGUCGGUGGUCAUGGAGGUGGCGCGGGCCAAGGCGGCCUUCAUGAAGCUCCGGGGCGCCAGCAGCCAGUCGGUGGGCUCCGGAGACUCGAGGGAUGCAAGCCGUGUGGACUCCCCGGGCAGCCCGCGGAGCUUGAAGCAGAGCAACAGCGGCUGGUGGCCCGUGGCGGAGGGCCAGGAAGGUGUCGUCGGGCCCGAUGAGUCGCAGGACCUCAGCGGCUUCUUCCGAGAGGCGGGCGAGGCGGGGCUGGAGGGCCUCUCUUCGCCGCUUGGCGAGGAGGGCACCCGCAGCGCCAAGAGCGUCCGCGGCUUUUUCCGCGAGCGGAGCGGCAGCGCAGGCGACGUGGCGUCGAGCCGCAGCCUGGGCAGCCCGGAUCUCACGCGCUCGGCGACGCUGCCGGCGACUCUGCACGCGCCGCUACAGGCCUUGGACUCCGGCAGCUCCUCCUCGGAGGACUCUGAGGACAAGUCGGAGGAGCCAGUGAGGACCCGAUCUGUGGCGGAGUGGAAGAGGGCCAUCGAAGGGGAUGAUUCCGAUGGAGACGGCGAGACCUUCCUGAAGCAGGGCCUCUCGAGCACCAGCAGCAUGCGCCGGGUGCUGCGGCACGGCGUGAGCGGCCGGGAUCUGCAGGAGCUGAGCGACGCGGAGCUGCAAGCCGUGGCGGAGCAGGAGCAGCUGGCAGCAGAGCUGCGGCAGAUGAACGCCAGCGGGCGGCUGGCGCUCGCCUACGUCUUCGUGAAGAAGAUCGGGUCCUUGAAGCGGGCCUUCCGCUGGUUCGACACCCGGCGCAUCGGGAAGAUCGCCCAGGUGGUCUGGGACACCGGCUUCACCCUGCUGCACAUCGACUCUGAGAAGCUCUGCGGGUGGAAGCCCUUCGAGAUCUUCAGGCAGAUCGACAUCGAUCCCUGCGAUGGCAUGAUCUCUAUGAAGGAGUGGAAGAGCUUCUUCGCAGAAGCCGCGCAGACCAUCGCGCAAGAGAUGGAGCAGAACGGGGGCAGUGACUUUGAGCAGCAAGUGCGCCUCCGUGGGCACGCCAUGAAGCAGAAGGCGGCGCAGAAGCGGAGGAGCCGACGUGGUGGCUACUCUUCGGAGGACCCCUGGCUUCUGGAGAUGCAAGAGAACCAGGCCAGGAAGAAGCAAGAGGAGGAGUUUCGCAUGCGCGUGCGGGAGAAGCUGGCGGCGAUGAUGCCGGGAGAGUCCUUCGCCUUCGCCCGGGAAUGGCUCUGCCGCAUGGACCACCUCACGCCGGUGAGGCGCAGCUACAUCGUUGAGGAGGUGGCGGAGAAGAUGCGGCUCUGGUCGCUGCCCUCGCCGGUUUUGGUGGAGAUCCGCGAGAUGCAGAGGAGCAUAGAGGAGGAGGUGAGGCCGGAGCCGAAGUACAGCCUUCAGCACGUGAUGCCCAAGGAGGAGGCUUUGGGCGAAGACGGAGACGCCGGGAGCAUCUUGGUCUUGAAUCUCCGGGACUUCGCCGAGGAUGUGGAGGAUGAGCUCCACAGCAUCCCCCUGCACGGCGCCCACAGCUUCCCCAGCUCCUUGAGCCACGUGCAGCGGGCCGUGGUGCAGAUCCUGGCGGAGCGCAUGGGCCUCGUGGCCAAGACGGAGAGGAUUGGGGCCACGUGGCAGAUCACCGUCUUCAACGUGGAAGAGGGCUUCUUGGACAAGCUGAAGCAGCAGCUCUUGGCCUUGCGGGACGGCGAGGGCACGCGCCUCGCCGUGCCGGAGGUGAGUUCGGAGGAGCUCCACCUGUCGAAGGUCCUAUCGGAGGAGAUCGGGCUCACGGUGAACACCUCUGCAGAUGGGGCAGUGGAGGUCUACAACCUCCAGGAGUUCCAAAAGCAACUCAGGCACGAACUCCUCGAAGUGCCUGUGGGCGAGAGCAGGAGGAUCGCGUUGCACAACAAGACCGAGGAGCAGAGGCUGGCGCUGCACAAGAUGGCCGCGGAGUUGGGGUUGAAUGUCUCAGAGGAGGGCGUCAGGAAGCAGAGGGAGGCGGUGGUGGAGAACAUGACCUCGCAGCUGCAGAGGCUCCGGGAGCAGCUGCUGGGCACCGAGGAAGCAGGCGAGCUCAUCCGCAUGAAGUUGCCGCCCCAGCAGCGCCAGCAAGAUGCCGUCUUCGAGAUGGCCGGCGACUUCGGCUUUGAGUGCGUGGAGCGGCUGAAGACCGCGGAGGGCGAAGAGGUGGCCUUCCGGCGCUUGUCGCUGGAGAAGACCUCGGUGGCCGUGAGGCGUCGCCGCAGCAGCGUCAACGGGACGCCCAGCACGCCGCAGACGGCGGAGCGCGCCGGGCCCGAACGCAGCGGCCUCGACCUCGAGGAGCUAGAUGGCCUGAGCGAUGACAGCGAGAGCAAGAGUAGCCAGUCAGAGGAGCUGGAGGUGGAGACCCCGGAGCCGCCGAAGCCGCCAGGCGAAGACCACCUCAUUGCCCGCGUCUUCCAGCAGUAUGCCUCAGGACGCUGGCACAAUGGCACUGCACUCUUCCUGCGAUACGGGGACUUGAAGGGCUUCGCGGAGGACCUCAAGUAUGUCACUCCCAACGUGGACACCAAGCUCUACCGCUUCACAGGCAUGUUCGAGUACGUCUUCGAGGAUACCCUGCAGCUUCAGAUCGACAUGGGCGUGCGGGCCCAGGGCCUGACCUUGGAGUGGUUCCAGAUCUUUCUGCAGAAGAUCAUCCUCCGACUGGGCAUGCAAUUUGUGCCAGUGCUGUUCUCCUUGCUAGCGGAGUGACCGCCGCAUGUGGCUCCCUUUUUUGGCGGCUCGCUACACUUGAUUUUUUUUUGUAACAAAAAGGCGGGCGCCAUUUGGGAUGGUUCCCUCAUGUAGAGACUCACCCAAAUGGAUCCAUUCGCAUGGAAUGGAUCCAUUGCGCGUGCGGAUUAGGUGCCUCGCGCAGCAAAGGGGACGAGCAGCUGACAAUCUUCUCUUUUUUGGGGCGGCGGUGACUUUGAUGGUAAAAUGAUGAGGCCAGUGCCGGCCAAGUCGUUUACUGUAGCUGUGCAAAUCCACACCCUUGGCCUGCGAAAUGCAGCGGGCCUGUCCGGUCAGGGAGUGAGUUUUUGGUAUGCAUGCAGCCAGGCGCCGCCAUGCGCGCGCGACAUGGGUUCUCAAAGCGGU
Effrenium voratum is the source of this 5010-nucleotide messenger RNA. Lineage: Eukaryota; Dinophyceae; Suessiales; Symbiodiniaceae. The record is from the annotation of a GenBank genome assembly.